ACCCUCUAUAGUACGUGUUUCCUGCGCUUGCUUCGUGGAUGCUUUGCUUGUAAGGCCUUGUUGGGUCAGCGCUGGGUCUGAAUUAGCUCUCUGAGCAUGGGUUUGUAUGCUUGAGGCCGUGUGAUCUUCUGCACCAAGGCUGUCCAUUUGAGCACGAAACAUCAGGAUUGGGUUUUGUGAGGCUUGGUGCCAGGCGAUAAACGUUUAAGCACUGUAAAUUACGAGUUGAAGGGAUCCAUGUUGACUCUACUUGCAGGCGUUGCUUCAUUCGGAUUUUUUUUUGCGGAAUUAAGCAUGGAAGGCGACACUAUAGGUCAUAGUUGACUCGGUGUAUUAUUUCUGGCGAACACUUGAUGCAGACGUCACGGCAGUGCAUUUAAUGCAUAGUGGAGGACUCAAAUUCGAAAUUCAUAAUCGGGAUUUUAAGCGCUAGGGACUUUAUCCAGCUGAUCUGGUAUCUAAAAUGAAGGGACCAGGGGAAGCAUUCUGGAGUCUAUAAGUUACUAGUCCCGAUCAGAAUGCGGGCCUCAACUAUUCGGGCUUUGGCCCCAUUCGUUGUAUUAUGUGCUGCUUUUGGAGGUUGGAACUUGAGCUCCGUCUGUUUCCUUCUCGCAUUCUUUGCUGUGCAAUUCAAAACAGCGCAACAAGUGCAACAGCCAAGGCCGGGAAUAUGGAUACCUUUGAUUGUACUGUCUGGGUUAGUCAUAAUGACAGAAGUGUUUGUGAUGGUCACAUGGAUCAUUCUUGGAGAUGAUGGUCCUGUGUCAGAGGAUGAGUGGUUCAAGCUCUUGGGAUUCACCAGGUUGAAUCUCAAGGGCAAGGAUGCUAGUGUAUUUUGGUUUCUUUUACCUCAGCUUGCAGUGGGUAUGAUAGCUGCAUGUGCGCUGUAUCGAGACAAACUCGACCCAAGUGUUCAGACACAUGAGUUACUUUGGGACGAGGAUGUUAAUGAGUUUAGAGCCAUGUUGCGAAGCUUUGUGCUUCCUUUGGUGUUGUUGCUGGUAGGUGUAGCUCGGCCGUCAUGGAUCACUUUACCGUAUUUUGUUUGCAGCUGUGCGAGUUUGUUACACUGGGCAAUGACGAGCAACUUUGUUGGACUCUCAUGGGGGUGGAGGCCACUUAUAUUGUAUACAGGAUUGCACAUUCUGGCACUAUAUUUGGAUCAAUUGCCACUUUCAAUACCGCAAGGUAUUACUGAUGCUGCCGAUUAUUUGGGCUUGUUCAAAGCAUCAGGUCAACUGCUGGGAUGGCCGGAAGUUUGUCAAGUUGUAUCUUUAAUCGCCUUGUACAUCCUGUUGUGCUAUGGUGUGAGUGAUAUGGAAGAUGAGCAAAAAUAUUCGGAAACACUCAACAGAAACAGGCAUUCCUUCAGUAGUUGUUGCACAGGGGACGGUUUGUUAACUGAAAACCUCUUGCCUUCUCGUCAACCAGCGUCGCUUGAAGAUUCCAUAACUUCAAGGAGAUGGGCGGCCAAUCAGAGGCGCGUGAUCACUUUCCAGCGUGCAACUAUCACUCUCUUCACGUAUGGCUUUCCAAUAUGCAUGGUGGCGCUCGUUUGCUGGAGUUUUACACAUGCCAGCCUAUGUGCCUUCGGGCUACUACUGUACGUGGGUUACAUUUUUUUCGCUCUCCCAUCGGUGCACGUUCUCCGCCGCCUUAGCCCCGUAUUACUUGGUUUCAUAUUAGCUUGGGCUCUUAGCACGUACCUCUUCAAUGCGGCCUUUACAAUCAUGAAGAUCGAAUUUGACAUGGAUUUGGAUAUAUGGCAUACAAUCGGGCUUUGGCACUACUCUACUCCAGGAUUAUUUAUUUUUGCGCAAUAUGUGCUUGGGGCUCUUGUGGCUACUGAAAUAUUUGCAAGCAACAGUAUUGUGAACAAUCUUGUUGAAAGCGGCGAGAACGAGGAGGCCAAUCGGAACUUGGAGCAAGUAACAGAUACAGAAGAUACGAAGGUUUUGGCGCUAGCAGUAAUAGCGUGGUGUUUGCGUCAAAGUGCUGAUAUCAUAUCACUGCUCUUAAUUUUUGCCGUGGGGAUGAAGGAUGGUUUGCUCCAUGCAAUAUACAUGGCUUUCUUCAUGGUCUACUUGGUGCGAUCGUCAAUUGGAAGGCGAACCAGGCAAUAUUUGAUUCUAUUAUGCGAGGUGCACGUGGCAGUGCUUUACUUGUUGCGACUGGAUUGGAUUUCUUCAGAACUCAAAAAUAAAGAAGCAACAAUUCGGCCUGUACUUUCUUUUAUAGGGAUAUGGGAGAAAGCAACGUUCGAAGACUUUCUGGUUAUUGGAGCUCUGCUUCUCUUUUCAGCUAUGCAAAAUCAUGGAUUGAAUGUAUUGAGCUUUUUGUCUACUACGGUGCAACGGAGUCCACAUGCCCCACUUGGUUGGAGUGUGCUGCACAGGAAGAAUGGACGUGCUAUUCUUCUAUCAGUUUACACUAAUGACACUGUCGAAAAUCUUCAGCAAGAGGCCGCAACUCAGGCGAAUUGGAUAACAAAGAGGCUUGCAGCAUUCGCAGAGCGUCUUCGUUUUGUAUAUCGCAUGUUUGGAACGUAUAUUGCCUACACCACAAUCCUGUGCUUGAUCUACGGCGUAUCACAAAGUUAUGUUUCUUUUGGCUACCUAUUCUUCCUUCUGUGUUGGGUGAUAGGCCGGCAAAUAAUUGGAAAAUCGGAGCAACAGCUCUGGUUACCCUUAAUGAUAUUUUCAGGAAUUGUUUUCAUUGUUCGCUACAUCUUGAGUGCAUUUCCAGGCACCCAGUCUGUGGUUGACGAUUACGUUCCCCUUGUACGGGGCUUAGGAUUUCACUGUGACAGAUCGAUAUUUGGAAAUCUUUGGGAUUGUUUGACGAUUCUAAUUGUCAUGCAACUUUUCCGAAACGAACGAGCUCAGAAAGAGUGUAGUUUAGAGGAUCCCGAGCAGCCUGGUGAUCACAUUAACGUUACCUACGGGUUCAUUGGAUUCAUGAAACGCCUCCUGAUUCUUCACAGCGGCAAAAUAUUAUCUAUGGCGGUAUUUUAUGUGACUAUCACUCCUGUUAGCCCUAUUGGGUUCUUAUAUCUCGUGAUGCUUGUCUUUACUUGCAAUAUGUCUAAGACCGCUCGCCUUCCAGCAAAAGUUUAUGCUCAAUAUACUGCUGUAUUGAUAGUACUUGAGUAUCUCUUCCAGCUGUGGAGUGAGAAAGAGGAGAUGGUGCUGGGCCAAACGCAUGGAGAAUUUGCCUUUUGGUUGGGGUUCAGAUUAUAUGGUAGUGGCUUUUGGGCUACAGAAGCAGGAAUGAGAAGUAAAGCAUUAGUUUUGGCGGCAUGCGUCCUACAGAGUGCAACACUUAGUUGGCUUGAGCUACUGCCGGCCUCUUUACGUGUGGAUGAACCAUACGAGGAACCGUGUUUGCUGUUCCUUCCAUAUCCUCGUAGAAGCCGCAAUUUUUUGCGCUCAUCUGUAGAACCCUCAUCGUCUGAAACUGUAAGCUCUCAAGAAUCUUUUCCUGAGGAUAUAAGCUUGUCUCAAAGUGCUUCCGUACCAGCAGAAAAUUCUAGCAAUUCCACUGUUCAAUCUUGUGACAAUGCAAGCAGAUUUGUACCACAGACUCUAUCGCGACACACUCUAAGCGAAGACCGUGGUUCCUCCAAAAAUAUGAAAGGCAGAGGUUGUGAAAGUCGGCAAUGGUCAAAGAGAGCAAUGCUUCUUCAGAAACAUGAUCGUUAUGAGGCGCAAGUGCGGACAUUGAACAUUUACAUCAAGCACAUCAUAGAACAUUUUUUCCAGCUCUACGGUCUUGAGCUUUCUAUGAUUGCCUUAUUGGUGGGCAGUUUUUCACUACUCAAUGUGGUGUCGCUGGUUUAUGUCUUCAUCCUUGCACUUUGUAUCCUUCUCAACAAACAGAUCUUGCGGAAAAUAUGGCCCAUUUUUGUGGUACUGUUCGGACUUAUUCUGGUGGUUGAGUACGUCGUACUAUGUAAAGUCCCUCCUUCAUGGAAUGCUUCGGAUCCAAUGCUUGGAACAAAUUCGUCUGUGCGUUGUGCAGAUUGUCUUCGAAGUUACACUGGACGUUUCUCAUACUGCUGGAAAUGUUGGCUUGGCUUGGCGAUUGAUGACGCCCAAAUUUUGGUCGCUAAUUUUAUGGUAUUUUUGAUAGCAUGUCUCCAGCUUCGUGCUAAUAUGUCAGCAGGGAGUUUAGACACACGCACUUUUUACGCAGCCAUAAUUCCAGCAAGCGACCGAUUGGCAUGGAAAGAGAUUUCUUAUGAAACGACAGCUCAAUGGACCUGGCUGGACCAUCUUCGCUUUUUCUUUUACCAUAACCUCUUUCUGGUAGUCCUAAUACUAGUUUUUAUUACUGGGACAUUACAAUACGACGUGUUACAUUUGGGUUACCUCGCAUUUGCGCUCGUAUUCUUCAGGAUGUGGGACACUAUCAUGAUUCGACGCAAUUCUAUCUUGUGGACUCUACGUCUUUACAAUUUCAUUCUCAUAGUUGCAUCACUGGCUUACCAAGCUCCGUACUUUAGCUAUUUGAGCGCUCAGGCGUGCACACUUCCUCUUGGUUUGUAUAACAUUGUAGGGUUGUACAAGUAUGACUAUGGAUUUCGAAUCACAGAGCGGUCCGCAAUUGUCGACAUUACGAUCUUCUGUCUCGUUGGUCUUCAAUCGCAUAUAUUUCGGUCCCGUGAAUUUGAGCAAGUAUUACGCUACAUGGAAGCACAGCAAGUAGAAGCACGUGCACGUGCUCAGGAAGACAAGGCAGCAUGGAAGAAAGAGCAACUUCAACGUAUACGCAAAGUGGAAGAGCACAAACAACGGCGAAGAAAACAGGUUGAGAAGAUGAAGUUUGACAUGCUUCACAUGCAACUGCACCCGGAAGCUCCUGAAGUAGGAGCUCCAUCGGUUGAGUUGGAUAGUUGUGGACCCUCGCCCUCACCAUUUAAGAGUCCUAAACCUAAUUACAAUACUCCACGUUCCAUUGAGCGGAUUGCAACUGAAUUUGCAGAUGCCAGAAGACCAGAAUCUCGGUCCAAGCGUGGACUUAACUUUGCCUCCAAGUCUCCAUCUAAAAAAAUCCAAAGAGAACACGUUAGCCAGUCUGACUUAUUGAGCGACUUAAGUGAUGAAGAACAUGUUGACGUUAGACGGAGGAGCAGCACACACAUGAGACGACGACAUAAUUUGGUCGCGAGGAUGGAAUGGCCGGCGGAAGGUCGUGAUGAGAGAAAACUUAAACAUGCCAUCACAGACUCUGCCAUUAUCAAAAAUACAAUUUCAGGAAUGGAUAUGAGCUGCAUGCAGCUUCCCACGGCGCGGAGCAUGGAGAGUGAUCGACGUCCCGAGAAAAGUUGGAAGGGCCCAAUCCCUGGACUUAUGUCUGGUGUCCACAUUCUAGAAGAAGGUGUUGCCGAGGUUCACUCAAUUGGCAACAAGGCAUUGGCGAAUCUUGUCGGAUACUUGAGUAUAGAUAAAGAAAGUGAUAAUGAGAAGCCAUUGUCUGGAGAGGAAGAUAGCUACAGAAACGUUGCUGAGAGCGAAAAGCAGGAAGCAGCAGGAUCUGAACCGACAACGGCUGUGAAGAAUACUCAUCGCACGGGAUGGAGGGAGACAUGGACGCAGCUGUCCAUGUUGAGCUACUACACCUGGUGUCAGAUUCGAGGAAACACUGCCUUUGUUUGCUACGUUUUCUUUGUCCUUGCUUACGUUUGGAAUUUCAGUUACUUGACCCUUGUUUUUCCAGCAGCGCUGUUCCUUUACGCUUUACUCGUAAACCCGGGCCCAAGUCAGCAUUUUUGGCUGGCCAUGCUUAUCUACACUGAAUUUAACAUUCUGCUUCAGUACUGCUAUCAGAUUCGAGCGACGCAUUGCGACUUUGUUGCUUCGCCACCCUCAUGGCUACGGAAAAUAGGGAUUCCCGGGUCCCUAGGCCCCCACUCCUUCGUCGUCAGUGUUCUUCCGCUCUUCUUGGUAUACUUAGCCACACUUAUGCAAAGUUCAAUUAAAGCUCAAGAUGGAGAAUGGAUGUUUGUUAAUGAGAGAAGUACCUUCUUCUCAAACCGAAGACUACGAGAUUCAGAGGGACAAAUGCAGUUGCCGCACAAAGCCACCUUGAGUGAAGCUCUGUGGAAAUCUGUCUAUGGGGUAACAGGCUUUUUCUGGCGACUGGUUCGAGGUUUGUCAAUGUAUUGGCAAGCGCUAUCAAGUGGGGCUGAAGCACCUCCUCACUUUGUACAAGUCUCUAUGGCAGUUGAUAAGUGGCCAGAAGCGGGAAUUCAACCUGAACGAAUUGAAUCUGCUUGCAAUCGAUUACUCGCAUCAGUCCGGUCGUCUCCGCUUGACGAUGAAGUUCCUAUUGAUGAAUUGACUUGCAGUCGAGUACGUGUCGAGAGUAUUGAAAAUAGUCCUGACAAACCGAACACUGCACUGGCUGUGCUUGAGGUCAUCCAUGCUGCUCCAAAACUGCGGUCAGCUAGAAGUGCCCAAUACUCGUCCCUCACACCCGCAGCAGAUGUAGCUGCCGAACUCCUAAAAGCCAAAGAACAAGGUUAUGUGGAAACAGCUAGUUUCCCCUAUCCUAUACUAUCUGUCAUACCAGGAGGCAAGCGCGAGGUGGAUUUAUAUGCCUACAUUUUUGGCACAGAUUUACUUGCUUUUUUAUUUGUUGCCCUUGUGUAUCAGUCUUUUGUGAAGCAUAGUCCAAAGCUCCUCGAUGUGACACGAGUUGAAGACCAGUUUCCCAAGGAUUUUAUUAUUGUGCUCAUGACGCUCUUUUUCAUGAUAGUUGCAGACCGGGUGCUUUAUCUUUGUUCAUUUGCAACCGGCAAGAUGUUAUCGUAUUUCUUCAGCCUGGUCCUGUAUACGACUUAUGCGUCAAAAGUGGUUUGGGAGAUUGAAGCUACUAUACAACCUGAGUCCCCAAAUUAUUUUCUCCAGCUCCUUCCUCUCCGCCUUUUCUACUUGAUGAAGGGUUUAUCAUUAGCUUUGCAAGCAUCGCAGAUCAAGUAUGGCUUACCUCAUAAGAGUGCUCUCUAUGGGCAAUUCUUGGCACGACGUGUGAAUGCGCUGAGCUGGUGUGGGUAUCGUUUUUAUCGUGCAGUGCCCUUUCUCUUUGAGCUUCGUUGUGUGCUUGACUGGUCAUGCACCACAACUGCUCUUAAUAUGUAUGAUUGGCUUAAGCUAGAAGAUAUAUACGGGAGUUUAUUCCUGGUGCAGUGCGAUGUCAAAUUGGUUCGGGCUAGACAUCUACUUGGGCAAAAGCAAGGAGUGUGGAUCAAAUUUUGCAGCGGCAUUCUCCUCUUCUGUGUCCUCAUUGGUGUCAUCUGGGCACCUAUGUUGAUAUACAGCAAUGGAAACCCUACGAACAUGGCAAAUCCUGUCAAUGAUGUACGGGGAGGUAUUGAGGUGAAGACAGUUGGAGGGAAGUUUCCGCUUUAUGAAACUGGCCUCUGCCACAUUUUUAAUCUGGAAAGUCCUCCAAAAGAUGCUCUAUCGACGCUGUCUGCCUAUGAUAUUCGAGACAUUCAGAUUGUUUGUUGUGAACCUGAUGCCGCGGCACUUUGGCAAAUUCCUCCUAGCACUCUACAAAAUCUUAUAAAGUCCAUUCAUGAUGGGGAUCUGUCGUUCUACGCAUGGUGGCAAUUUAAUCGUGAGCGCCCAAAGGGGAAGGAGCUUGCCUUGUGGUCAGAAGAUGUCACUAGCGUCGAUGAGGACUUAUUUGGAGGUGGUAGUCAAUUGAGAGCCGUUUUGAAUGGUACUCUUGCGUCUGUCAAUAUCGCCAAACUUUAUCCUCUCUACUUUCGAGUACCUGGGUCUGGUGAAGUGCGCGCUCUGGAAACUGAGAGUUUAAGGGUGUCAGGAAAUUUGACGCUCAACAAGGAGCAAGGUCAAGCGUGGUGGUCGUUUUUGAGAGAGAACCCCUCCCCAGAUGACGGAUGUGGCAAGAUGUUGGGCCCAAUUGCGUACGUUGUAUCCGAAGAAGUACCACCAAAGGGACUAUUAGGAGAAACUUUGAGUAAGUUUAGUAUUUGGAGUUUGUACAUAACAUUUGUAUUGGCUGUGGGACGGUUCAUACGUUUGCAAUGCUCAGACAUCAGAAUGCGCAUACCUUAUGAAAAUUUCCCUGCUUGCGAUAGAUUAGUAGCAAUAUGUGAGGAUAUUUAUGCAGCUCGGGCUGAAGGCGAGCUUGAGCUAGAGGAAGGGCUAUUUUGGACGAUUGUAAAAAUUUAUCGUGCACCGUAUAUGUUGAUGGAGUAUACAAAAGUGGAGUGAAGCAUAAAUUGAUAAAGACAUCUUGGACCAUUUCUCAUGCUUCACUCAUUGAAUUGAUUAUCAGAUUGUUCCAUUCUAAAUGACUGCUGAUCCUUGAGGCUCAUGGAGUUUCUAUUGGGCAGUUUGUACCGUGUAUUAUAGUUAGAAUAGUGAUUUCCAGGGCUGUUGGUUGUUAUCAAAGGCUUUCUGGUUAAGGGCAUGUACUUACAUGGAUUGAGAGCAACCAUUACUAUUGUAUGGUUGCAAAAGAGUUUUGAGUAUUUAUUUAUUUAUUUAUUGUUUACAAA
Physcomitrium patens is the source of this 8533-nucleotide messenger RNA. Lineage: Eukaryota; Viridiplantae; Streptophyta; Bryopsida; Funariales; Funariaceae. The record is from RefSeq and is a predicted model, not a curated record.